AUGCCUGCAAUCGAAGGGUUCAAUUUUGUAUACUAUCCUUCGUCAGCUCUCAAGUUAGUGCUGUCGGGGAGCGAGCGAUUAGCAAAGAUCAUCAAUCCGCUUACGCCGCGCUUUAUGGAUGCCCUCAGGGAUUACGUGAUAAUCACAACAGAGCUUUCAGAUUUGAUGGAUGAUCUCCCAAAUCACCACGAGGUCAAAGCAGCUGAGGAGGAUCUGGUGAGGUUGACCCAGAGACUAAUCCAUGUCACCAACGAGAUUGGAAGACUAGGAACUUUACGACAACGCCUCUUCUCGAUCAAGAAAUUGAAACUCAUCGCGGCCAUGGGCAAGGGACUCCCAAUGAUCAGAGAUCCUCUCAUUAUCCUCCAAAACGAGGUGGCCAACCUAUGGGCGCGGCAGUCAGUUGAAGCGUGUCGCACCAUUGCGGAAAGAACGCGUCUGGUAGCGGAGCAAAAAGCACUUUCCCCGUAUUACCGAGCUGCUGUGGAAGCUCUGCUCGGUCAAUACGUCGAUGUCGCAUCAGCCAAGGUCGAAACAUCUCAGGCGUGCCUGUUGUCCGCCAACCGUCUCAUACACGGCUCGCAAUCCCUCACCAGCGGGUGGAACGAUGAAAACGCAGCCACCGGCGAAACUGAGGACUCGAAAGGUAUCGGUGUCCGCAAGAGGUUGAUGGACCUAUUGCAAUACCCCUCGAUGGGCGUACGACAGAGGAACGUAUCUACACCGCGGGACUCAUCCUGUGAAUGGGUCUUCAAGGAAUCAGCGGAUACCACAGGAGACAGCCUGCGGUCUUGGCUGCGCCGGGGGUCAAGCUUAUACGUCAUUGCAGGAGAACCAGGCUCGGGCAAGUCGACGCUGAUGCGCCACAUCUGGGAUACCAGAGCGGAAAAUCUUCAGCUUGAUGAGUGGGCCAAAGGCGACGGCUGCGUGCUUCUUUCGGCGGCUUUCUUCUUCUGGCGAAACGGCUCAAGGCUGGAGAGAUCGGCGGAGGGUCUUUGGCGCGCCCUGCUCCUACAGGCCUUGAUUCAGUCUCCGGAUUUGCUGCCCAGCGUCUUCCCCAAGGAUUGGGCACUGCUGUACGUUGGAGCAACAGUGCCUCCAGCUGGGUCUUGGACUGUUGCUGAGCUUCAAGAGGCUUUGCAGCGACUCGCAACACAAAUGCAAGCACCUGCCAAACUUUUUCUUCUAAUCGAUGGCCUGGACGAGCACGAAGAGCACCAUGCUGGCGGACACCAAACCCAAGAGCAAAGGGUUGCAGAAACCCGCACCCCGGAAAGCGAGCGUCGAGACAACGAGUCAGGGUACUUGGCCUGCCUCGAGUUUCUCGUCAACAAGCUCUGCCCUUUGGACAAUGUCAGAGUAGUGCUGUCGAGCCGACCCAGCAGGAUCAUGGACCGAAUGGGAUUGCACCCAUCUGCCUACGUACAGAACCACAACCAGGAGGACAUAGCGUCGUACGUAGCAGGAACACUCAUUCCAGACGGUACCAUAUGGACAAGGAGCAACAAUGGCAUCGACCGUGACACAGUUCGAGAAACCAUACUCGAUGCUUCUCAAGGGGUAUAUCUUGCAGCUAUGCUCUGUGUGCAGUACACCAACCGGGCGCUCACGAAAGGAUCAAGCAUCGAGUCCAUCAACAUCCAGCUUCAACGCGGUCGAGAUCUCAAAGACUUUUACCAUCUGAUAUGGCACACUCUAGACCAAGAUGUGAGAACCGAGGCACUGCGAGUCAUGGGCGUAAUGCUCAACAGAGAAGGCAUAUACCACAGUCUGCACCGUGGCGAACGACCACCCCGACUCAUAGACAUCGCCCUGGCCCUGGGAGAAGACCCAAAGCUCGAGAGACCGUGGCAGGCUGCACAACCAUUGGUUGAGCGGAAAUGUGCCAGAAUCGCACAGAGCUUCAUGGAGGCCUGGCCCGGGUUCAUCAAGAUUUCAGCCUGGGAGGGACAAGAUGAAUCCGCUAAUAAUGCCAAUGGUACAUUUUUCCAGGUCAGUUCUGCGUCGGCAAUCGACUACUGCCAUCGAUCAGUGCCAGAGUUCUUCAGGGCUCAUGCAGCAACAAAGCGAUGA
This is a messenger RNA of Microdochium trichocladiopsis, 2073 nucleotides long. RefSeq lists its product as uncharacterized. The coding region runs from base 1 to 2073 and encodes 690 amino acids. NCBI's taxonomy places the organism in Eukaryota, Fungi, Ascomycota, Sordariomycetes, Xylariales, Microdochiaceae. The transcript is spliced from 2 exons. The record is from RefSeq and is a predicted model, not a curated record.